Cyprinus carpio (common carp) is the source of this 2916-nucleotide messenger RNA. RefSeq names its product reticulon-4 receptor-like. Gene Ontology annotation, cellular component: plasma membrane. The transcript is spliced from 2 exons. Lineage: Eukaryota; Metazoa; Chordata; Actinopteri; Cypriniformes; Cyprinidae. The coding region runs from base 835 to 2205 and encodes 456 amino acids. The record is from RefSeq and is a predicted model, not a curated record. Gene Ontology annotation, molecular function: protein binding.
ACAAUCAUGUUUUAUCAGUUGAGCUACAAGAACUAUCUCUCAUGAUAAGCUGUAUUACAGGCCACUUUAACAUGUGAAAUGUAUUUAAACUAUUCCUCCAGUACCAGAAUUAAUUCCCUUUAGGAAAAAGAAAAUCUUAAUUUGGCCCAGAUCAAUGUGGCAGAGCUGCCUAUAUGGAGAACCACUGCUCUGCGGUUUCUACUAUUCUUCAAUUAGAGAUCCUUAAUUGCUAACUGAAUUUCCCUGAGCCGUUCUCUUAUUCAUCGCUAUCAAAGUUUCUGGGCACGUACUGCACUCACCAUGACUUUGCCGUUUCUUAGCAUAGUCUUAUCUCGUUGCCCUGCAACCCUCUCUUGCCAAAUGGUCUUUUUUCUGUGAAAGUGUGAAAAGUUUGCAAGAAAUGGAUGUGCAUUAUUGAUCCCUGAUGGGAAAUUCAGAGCAAAAUAGCAGAAAACAUCAAAUGCAAAACACACAGCUCAGUGUUCCUUCUUGCGCAAGACAUCACAGAGCGAGAUAAAAGAGACACGUGCGAUGUUACUUCAGGCCCAGUUGACAGCUCACAGUAACGUGAGGGCGUGCACAACUGGGAGAUAAGUAAGUGCUGUAUCGUCUGAUGGCAACCAGCGAAAAACUUCCCCAGUAGUGUUUUUUUAUAACUGUUGUCGAACAAGCCAGUGGCUAAAGGUCCUCCAGGAUGAGUGCUGUGGGUAGGACAGGAGAGUAUUUUCUGGAUGGACUCCGAUUUCACCAGCUUCAUCUUCUGUGCCACUGCUUUAGAAGAGCCCAGGUGGUCGCCUCCUCUGCCUGGUGUUAUGGCUUAACUUGGUGCCAGUGAUGAAUGGCUGCCCGGCAAAGUGUGUGUGCUACAGCGAGCCAAGGCCAACCGUGGCCUGUCAACAGCAGGGUCUGUUUUCCAUUCCCACUGAGAUCCCUGUACGUAGCCAGCGAAUAUUCCUCCAGAGUAACAAACUGACAGUAGUCCGAUCAACCAGCUUUAGUUCAGUGCAUAACCUCACCGUCCUGUGGAUGUACUCGAAUAACAUCAGCCAUAUUGAGGCAGGGGCCUUUUACGGGUUGGAAAGACUGGAAGAAUUAGACAUUGGCGACAACAGCAACCUUCGCAUCAUCAGUCCCACUGCGUUUCGGGGUCUGACCAAGCUGCAUACCCUUCACCUGCACAGGUGCGGGCUGUCCGAGCUCCCGGUGGGAGUUUUCCGAGGACUCUUCUCACUUCAGUAUCUCUUCCUGCAGGAUAAUAACCUUCUGGCACUGCAUGAAGACACUUUCCUGGACCUGGCCAACCUCACCUACCUAUUCUUACAUAACAAUAAGAUCAAGGUGGUGACCGAUCACAUGCUGCGAGGUCUCAUCAACCUUGACCGUUUGCUCCUGCACCAGAACCGCAUCAUACACGUGCAACAACGGGCUUUCAAUGACCUGGGCAAGCUGACCACCUUGUUUCUCUUUUUCAACAACCUCACGAUGUUGACAGGAGAGACCAUGAACCCACUGGUUUCCCUCCAGUACCUGAGGCUCAAUGGAAACCAAUGGAUUUGUGACUGUCGAGCCAGACCAUUGUGGGACUGGUUCAAGCACUUCAAAGGGUCCAGCUCUGAGCUGGAGUGCCACCUUCCGACCUCCCUAACCGGAAAGGACCUUAAGCGGCUGAAAAGCGAUGAUUUGGAGGGAUGCGUGGACUCCCCAUCACAGGUUCAAACCAGUAUCUUCAACACCAAGGCACGCUCUGGAAAGUUCCUCUCGCUCGACGAUCCUCUUGUCGAAAGCAUUCCCAGGUGCUGUCUUUCAGAUAAUGACAAAUCCUCCAUUAUCUCCAGUAAUUCCCUCCCGGAUCCUUCAUCCUACAACAGCCGGCAGAUCACCAACAAUCCCCUGAAAGAGAAGGAGAACAUCUCCAAGACCAAGUUUUGGGAGGUGGAGCGAUCGAAAAACGACACCCGUAAUAAGCAGAGUCUCAAUGACGGUCCUUUGGGAACCAUGUCCAACAACCUCGACCAGACCAUAGACAAAAUCAACCCAGAUCUGCUGGACAAUAUGGAACCUUCUACAGCACCAACCAGAAAGAAAAAGAAGUGCUCCAAAAAGCCCAAAUCAGACCAGUAUUGUCUAAAGGCUCAUGGAUCCACCGUUCCAGUAUUGGCAGUUUUCUUUCUCCCCUUGUUCUGGUUGUUUCUGGCUUUGUCCUAGUUCAUACUCUCAUCCAUCAGUUUGCUCUUGACAAUGAUACAAAAUACCUGCAGUAGCCUACGUGGACAGGCAAAAGAUGAUGAAUAGGGGGUUACGAUGUUGCCCCACAUGGUUGAGAAUAAGUUGCAAUGCUAAAGACGCAUUAAAAGAAAUGGAUGCCUUUACAGAAUACAUAAGAUCUAAUGUAUAUAAAACUCGGUGCCCAAAUGUUUGUUCUAUGUACAUUUAAUGUGCUGUGUUUAAGCAACACUGCGGCGAGUUCCCUAUUCCCACAUCACCUCCAAACAACAUUGAUCAGAAAGUGACUAUUGUAGAUGAACCACUAAAUAAGAGAAAGAAAAAAAAAUCUUUAAACCAUGACUAAACUAAACCAGAGUGCCGAAAGCACCCAGGAAUGUUUCCGAUAAGAAAUCGAAGGGAAGUGACGUUUUUUUUUUUUUUUCUCAAUACAUUUAUUUUUCUUUUAAAAGUGAUACAUUUGUUUUAUGCUGUUUUUUAUGUUUCUAAGUAUUUCAGUAAAGACAAACGUUUAACUCUCCCCAAAUAUGUGCUAUGUUGUGUUUUCGUCAUGACACACACUGCAGGUGGCAUCUUGGGAAGGAAUGCUGUCUAUUUGUUCACUGAAAUUGCGAUGGAAUCAUAGAAAUGCAUUUUAUUUUGCUGGUGUACAAGCAUAAAUAUCUGACAAAUAAAAUAUCUCAUUUUUUUACA